Anopheles merus is the source of this 1003-nucleotide messenger RNA. RefSeq lists its product as uncharacterized. The record is from RefSeq and is a predicted model, not a curated record. The coding region runs from base 460 to 891 and encodes 143 amino acids. Lineage: Eukaryota; Metazoa; Arthropoda; Insecta; Diptera; Culicidae. The transcript is spliced from 4 exons.
ACCAACAGAAACUUUCCAGUCGUUGCUCGUUCAUCGAUCGUUACGACCAGAGUCACAUUUUGCCUCAGCGCAUAUGAAAUCAGCUCCGAAUCCGUGCAAGUAAUUGUCUGUCUGCGUGUGUGUCUGUGUGUUUGAGUAGUCGUGCGCAAAGACAUUGAUGUCAAUGUGUUGUGAACGCCAGUGUGUAGAUGCCAGUGUGUGACUUCCCGUGACCCGAAAGACCUGCAGGGCUGCUUUCGACGCAUCGUAUCUGUGAUUUAGGAGGCGGAAAAACAAGUGUCCAUUCUGGGACCACGUGGUUUUGCGCUCGGUAGUUGGGGUUUCCACAUUUUCCGGACCUCUCAAUAAGUGAACCUGCUCCUGCUUGUGAUUUUUACUCUACAGUGAUAAAGAGUGCCCCGUACUUCGUUCAUCGUUUCCGAGCCCUGAACUCGUCCACCCGUGGCGUCCGGGAACUGAAUGGUUAAGGAGCAACGGUGUAGCGGAGGCAGUGUGAAUUAUUUCCAGCUUUUCAGCUCGUUCAGUUUGGUGACCACAUUGUUCGACCUUUACGAAGAUUGCAGCAGUAUGGCCUGUCUUCCUCAGUCAGCGUUCGCCGUGCACAAGAUCCGGCAGGCACAGCACGAGAAAGAUCUCACCGUUGCACGCAUGACAGGUGACAAGCAAGGUCCGAGAUAUUUGAACAAGAAUACUCUCGACCUGACGCCGGUCAAGUAUAAUGGCAAGCUGAUGAACAGCAUCUGGGGUCUGUACAAUCGCUACUCGCCCCAUAACUUCAAGAAGAACAAUGGAUCGUUCGGUGGUUUCUUUGGCAUGCAACAGCCAUUUGCUGUUGCAUGCUCUCCGAUGGAGAAAGAACUACCGGUACCCAAUCCAGCCGACCAGAAUUAGAUUGGAUUAUGAUAUGUAGCCGAUUCUCGCUGUUUUCUAGACUAAUAGUGUGUAGAAUCCUAAAUGUGAUUUAGAUUGGAAAUAAUAAAAGAUUUAUUCUUUAAUUUUUAAA